AUUAAAAUUUAACAAAAUUACAAUUUAUUAUUAUAUUAACAUUUGUGUUUUUAAGUAAACGUGAAUAUAAAUUUAUAUAUAAUUAACAUUACAAUUAUUUCGCAAAAGUUAUAUAAAUUGAUUGUUGACGAAAAUUGAUGAAAAUUGAUUGAUGUGUAACAAUGUUUAACAAUUGGUAUUAUUGCGAAUUUGUUAUAAAUCUCUUGUAUUGUCUUUAUUGGGAUUUCGUCCAUAAUAUUGUCUCAGACUGUUGUUUAAGAUUGUAUACAAAAGAUUUUUACAAUUAUGAAACCCAUGAAAUGACACCAAUAGUAGUAUAUACUGAGGAUAAGAUUAUCGAUGAUUUCAUUUAUUAUAACAGCAAUUAUAAAGAGUCUGACAAAACUGUUAAAGUGGUGCUCAUCAGUGAUGAUAAAGAAUUAAAUGAAAUUUUGCUAAAAGAUGUCAAUCUAAUGAUUAAUGCAUACGAUAUGAUGAGAUCAGUGAAGAUAUCAAAAGAUCUGAGAUUAAGACAAAAGCAAUACACUAUGAAAGUGUCGGCAAUUAAUAAACCAUUACUAUUACGAUCUCAACUAACAAAAGACAAAAUCACUUCAGUUUCUAUAGAAGAAAGAGUAAAUCAAAUGACGAGAAUCAGCGAUAAUGAGAUACAAUUAAUUGAUAAAUACAGUCGUUUAGUCAGUGAUGCCGUCAAAAAUGGUUUCAAAAUUCAAUGCAAUGAUCCGAUUAUCGUACCUUUUGAACCAUAAAAGCAUUUUAAUAAUUCAUUAA
Molecule: messenger RNA, 771 nt
Organism: Oppia nitens
Lineage: Eukaryota; Metazoa; Arthropoda; Arachnida; Sarcoptiformes; Oppiidae
Exons: 3
Coding region: 162-749 (195 amino acids)
Source: RefSeq, a predicted model, not a curated record